AUGUCAAACACAAACAGCCUACCGUUGGAUCCUCAGCUACUCUGGAAACCUAAAAAUGUUUCUGAAACUGCCAUGGACAAGUUUCGACGCGAAAUCAACGCGAAAUAUAAACUCAAAAUAGAACUAUCAAAAAUUGCAGCAAUGAUAGUAGAAUCUAAACCAAUGGACCACAUUCCGGGAUGGUUUCUCGGGGCGAGAUUAAACUUCGCCGAAAAUUUGCUUUGGUGUCGCGAUCCAGAUAAAAUUGCCCUAAUUUCCACCGGAGAAGGGCGCCAAAUUAGAAAAACAACAUACGCUCAACUGUUUGAUCAAGUACGUCUUGUCGCGUCAGCAAUGCGCAAGGCAGGAUUACGAAAAGGUGAUAGAGCUGCUGCCUAUACAACAAAUUGCAAUGAAGUGGUAAUAGCAAUGCUUGCAGCUGCUAGUAUUGGCUGUAUCUGGGCAAGCAUUUCUACUGAUUUUGGUGUAUCUGGUGUACUCGACAGAUUAUUGCAAGUCAAGCCAAAGAUUUUAUUUUCCGUCAACUCUUUCAUGUAUAAUGGAAAGUUGUAUGAUCAUACGGUGAAACUUAAAUCUGUAGUUGAGCAACUUAUUACUGAAGGACUUGAGAAAGUGGUCAUUAUACCUUUUGAUAGUUCAUCGUCAACGUCUUCAAACGAAUUAUCAUUCUCGGAAAUUCCUAAUGCAAUUUCAUGGAUCUCUUUUAUUGAGACAGCCAAUCCAUCUGAAUCAUUAGUUUUUGAACAAUUGCCAUUUGAUCAUCCCAUCUAUAUACUUUUUUCAUCGGGCACCACGGGAAAACCUAAAUGCCUGGUACAUCGUGCUGGAGGAGUAUUGCUUCAACAUAAAAAAGAACAUAUUUUACAUGGUGAUAUGACUGCAAAUUCUGUAUUCUUUUACUAUACGACAACUGGAUGGAUGAUGUGGAAUUGGCUAGUGGCAGGUUUAUCGAUUGGAUGUGCAAUAGUAUUAUAUGAUGGAUCACCAUUCAGUCCUGGUCCUUCCAUUCUGUGGGAAUUAGCUGAUGAGAUUGGAAUCACAAGUUUUGGCAUUUCAGCAAAAUAUAUUCAGAGUCUUCAAGAUGUUAAUUAUCAGCCAUAUCUACAUCAUAAUUUAUCGAGUGUUCGGGUGAUUAUGUCUACCGGAUCGCCGUUGAAACCUGAAAGCUAUGAUUUCGUCUAUGAUUCAAUAAAGAAAGAUGUCUUGUUAGGUUCGAUAACAGGUGGGACAGAUCUAUGUUCUUUGUUUGCCGGUCUUAAUGCGGCUCUUCCUGUUUAUCGAGGAGAGAUUCAGUGCAUAUGUUUAGGCAUGAAAGUUGAAGCUUGGAAUGGCCAAGAUAGUCCCGUUUUUGCUAAAUCCGGUGAUCUAGUAUGUACCCGCCCUUUCCCAUGUAUGCCCGUCUAUUUUUUGAACGAUCCAAACAAUCAAAAAUACCGGUCCGCUUAUUUCGACAACUACCCAUCAAUAUGGUACCACGGAGAUUUUGUAUGGAUAAAUCCUAAUACUGGUGGUGUAGUGAUGCUCGGUCGAUCAGAUGGAACACUUAAUCCGGGCGGAAUUCGAUUUGGAAGUGCGGAAAUCUACAACAUUGUCGAGAGUUUCCCUCAAGUUCAAGAUAGCCUUGUGGUAGGUCAAAAAAUUGGCGACGAUGAGCGGGUAGUGUUAUUUCUUAAAAUGGUAUCCCAAUAUGGACUGGAGAAAGAACUUGUGAACAAGAUAAAGACAAAGAUUAGGUUGCAGUUGAGUCCUAGACAUGUACCUGCUUUUAUUUUACCAAUUAAAGAGAUUCCGUACACAAUAACCGGAAAAAAAGUGGAGAUUGCAGUGAAACGUAUAAUCUCUGGUGAAAAAUAUAUCCCGACUGGGACAUUAGCUAAUCCGGAAUCUUUGCAACAGUAUUACAAUAUUCCACAAUUAAAGUUUAUCAAAAACAAUCUGUAA
Molecule: messenger RNA, 1941 nt
Organism: Ambispora gerdemannii
Lineage: Eukaryota; Fungi; Glomeromycota; Glomeromycetes; Archaeosporales; Ambisporaceae
Source: the annotation of a GenBank genome assembly